This is a messenger RNA of Condylura cristata (star-nosed mole), 584 nucleotides long. RefSeq names its product neuritin 1-like (gene NRN1L). NCBI's taxonomy places the organism in Eukaryota, Metazoa, Chordata, Mammalia, Eulipotyphla, Talpidae. Gene Ontology annotation, cellular component: plasma membrane. The record is from RefSeq and is a predicted model, not a curated record. Gene Ontology annotation, biological process: neuron projection extension; nervous system development. The transcript is spliced from 3 exons. Bases 1 to 495 code for a protein of 164 amino acids.
AUGAUGCGCUGCUGCUGCUGCUGCUGCUGCUACUGUAGUCGCCACCGCUGGCGAGCACUCCGCGCGCUGGGGCUGUUGCUGCUGCUGCUGCCAUUUGCAGCCACAACGGGCCCAGGCCGCUGUGACAACAUAUACCAGGGCUUUGCUGCGUGUCUCAUCCGCUUGGGAGACGACAUGGGCCACGGCGGAGAGUUGGAAACUGUCUGCAGGUCUUGGAAUGACUUUCAUGCCUGUGCUUCACGAGUCCUGUUGGGCUGUCCAGAGGAGGCAGCCACCGUGUGGGAGUCACUACAGCAAGAAGCUCGCCGGGCCCCGCACCCUGAUAAUUUGCAUGCUCUGUGUGGAGCUCCUGUGCAUGUUCGUGAGCGUGGUGCAAGCCCCGAGACCAACCAGGAGACUCUUCGGGCAACAGCACCAGCAACUACCCCAGUCCCCGCACCCAUGCUGCUGGCAGCCGCUCUGGCGCUUGCCUGCCUCCUGGGGCCUCUGGCCUAGCCACCCCAGAGGGUCAGGAAGCAGCUCCCCUGCCUGCAGCUUGCUCUCGCUCUGGUGGCUGCCUUCUAGGCUCAGCUUUCAUUAAAGGU